This is a messenger RNA of Cyclocybe aegerita, 1047 nucleotides long. The record is from the annotation of a GenBank genome assembly. Lineage: Eukaryota; Fungi; Basidiomycota; Agaricomycetes; Agaricales; Hemipholiotaceae.
AUGAUACCUGCUACUCAACGUGCUUUGGUCUUUAAGAGAGGAACACCCAGCGUUGUCGAUCGUGCUGUCCCAAAGCCAGCAAAUGGAGAGAUACUGGUGAAGAUAUGCAGCGCCGCGCUCAACCCCAUCGACGGAAGCUUUGCUUUUGGAGGCUUUUCUGCUGGAGGUGUUGUUCCUGAAGUGCUCGGCUGUGAUGCCGCAGGGGUGGUUCAACAUGUUGGUCCAGGAGUGGCUGGAUUUAUCGAAGGAGACUCAGUGUUCUAUCAAUGCAGCUUCUUGGAUUCCAGAACGACUUCCUUCCAACAAUACGCUGUCAUUCCAGCGGACCUCGCAGCAAAAGUACCGCCCAAUGUUUCCUUAGACGAAGCCUCGACCUUGGGGAUCGCAAGUGGGACGGCCGGGAUAGGGAUGUAUCACACGCGAGAAGGUCUCUUAGGUUCUGGCCUUACACCUCCAUGGGUCAAAGGAGGCAAAGGAAAGUACAAAGACCAAGCAUACCUCGUCGUCGGUGGGUCGUCGUCCAUCGGGCAAUAUGCCAUCCAAUUCGCCCGCAUGUCCGGGUUCUCGCCUAUCAUCACAACUGCCGCUCCUAAGCACGCAGAGUACCUUAAGUCCAUCGGAGCCACACACAUUCUCGACCGCUCCCUAUCCCAACGCGGGAUGCUCUCCGCCAUCCGGUCUGCACUCGGGUCUACCCCACUCAACUACGCCUUGGAGGCGAUAUCGUACUCUGACACCAUCGCUCUAGCCCUCGCUGCGUUGGCGCCUGGAGGGACACUUGCCUCGGUUGCAGGCGGCUCCGGGUAUGUGAAGGAUGGAAAGACUGUGGUCAACAUCUUUGGCAGUUUGCAUACCCCGCAGAAUGUGGAGUUUGGGAAAGGGUUUAUUGCGGGCGUGGGGGAUCUUUUGGCGACAGGAGAGUUAAAGCCCAAUCGCGUGGAGGUGCUUCAGGGUGGACUAAAUGGAAUUCCAGAAGGCUUGAGGCGGAUUUCAAAGGGAGCUGUUGGUGGCAUUAAACUCGUUGCGCGGCCUCAGGAGACGGUGUGA